Molecule: messenger RNA, 2783 nt
Organism: Loxodonta africana (African savanna elephant)
Lineage: Eukaryota; Metazoa; Chordata; Mammalia; Proboscidea; Elephantidae
Gene: MAN1B1
Product: mannosidase alpha class 1B member 1
Exons: 13
Coding region: 142-2139 (665 amino acids)
Biological process (GO): mannose trimming involved in glycoprotein ERAD pathway; carbohydrate metabolic process
Cellular component (GO): membrane; endoplasmic reticulum
Molecular function (GO): calcium ion binding; mannosyl-oligosaccharide 1,2-alpha-mannosidase activity
Source: RefSeq, a predicted model, not a curated record
GUGGCGACAUGGGAGGACUGUUGACGGAGGUGCCAUGGCUGCCCGCGUUUGUCAGGGAAGCGGAGCUCUCGGUUCCCCUCCGAGUCGGGCCUCCUGACGCCGCCAGUGGGCGGGGCCCCCCGGGCCGUCGCCGCCGCUGUCAUGUAUCCGCCUCCGCUGCCGCCGCCGCCGCCGCCGCAUCGGGACUUCAUCUCGGUGACGCUGAGCCUCGGCGAGAGCUACGACAACAGCAAAGGCUGGCGGCGGCGCUCGUGCUGGAGGAAAUGGAAACAGCUGUCGCGGUUACAGAGGAAUGUCGUCAUCCUUCUCUCUGCUUUUCUGUUUAUCUGUGGGUUCCUGUCCUACAUGAAUACCGCAGACCACUGGAAAGCCCUGAGUGGCAGGUCAUCAGAAAAUCAGAAGGUGCAACCAGACUUCUCUGGACCGAAACCAGCAAACCCGCCUGUCUUACCGGCUCCUCACACUGCAGGGGCUGCCCAAGGCUUCCCAGAGAUUCCACCUCAGAAGCCUCGGAAGCAUUCCCGACGGGGACCACCCAGCCUGCAGAUCAGAGCCCCAGAUAAAGAUGUGAAGGAUGGGAUUCAGGACCUCGCAGAGCAGGAGAGAGAGGAGCUGAGUAUCACGUACAGGGAGGAGAACAUGCGGAGGACCGUCAUCAGCUGGAGAGGAGCCGUCAUUGAGCACGAGCUGGUCACUGAGUCCCCAUCCAGGAGAGCAGACGUCCACACCCAGCGCCUGGUCCCAGAAGCCAGGACUCUGAAAGUGUCAGCUCCCCCAAACAAACGCCAAAAGGCCGUGGUGGACGCAUUCCGCCACGCAUGGAAGGGCUACCGCAAGUACGCGUGGGGCCACGACGAGCUGAGGCCCCUGUCCAAGUCCUUCGGCGAGUGGUUCGGCCUCGGCCUCACCCUGGUCGACGCCCUGGACACUAUGUGGAUUCUGGGCCUGAAAAAAGAGUUUGAAGAAGCCAGGAAGUGGGUGUUACAGAAGUUACAGUUCCAGAAAGACGUGGACGUCAACCUAUUUGAGAGCACGAUCCGGAUCCUGGGGGGGCUGCUGAGCACGUACCACCUGACAGGGGACAGCCUGUUCCUGGAGAAAGCUAAAGAUUUUGGACAUCGGCUGAUGCCUGCGUUCCGGACUCCCUCCAAGAUCCCAUACUCCGAUGUGAAUAUCGGCACUGGCAAUGCCCACCCUCCCCGGUGGACCUCGGACAGCACGGUGGCCGAGGUGACCAGCAUUCAGCUGGAAUUCCGGGAGCUCUCUCGUCUCACAGGAAAUGAGAAAUUCCAGGAGGCCGUGGCGGAGGUGACACGGUGUGUCCACUCGCUGUCUGGGAAGAAGGACGGGCUGGUGCCCAUGUUCAUCAAUACCCACAGUGGCCACUUCACACACCUGGGAGUAUACACGCUGGGAGCCAGGGCUGACAGCUACUACGAGUACCUGCUGAAGCAGUGGAUCCAGGGAGGGAAGAAGGAGACGCAGCUCCUGGAGGACUACGUGGAGGCCAUCGAGGGCGUGAAGAAGCACCUGCUGCACAGCUCUGAGCCCAGCAAGCUCACCUUUGUCGGGGAGCUGGCCCAUGGUCGCUUCAGUGCCAAGAUGGACCACCUGGUGUGCUUCUUGCCAGGCACGCUGGCUCUGGGGGCCCACCAUGGGCUGCCAGCCGAGCACAUGGACCUGGCCAAGGCGCUGAUGGAGACCUGCUACCAGAUGAACCGCCAGAUGAAGACGGGGCUGAGCCCAGAGAUCGCCCACUUCAAUGUGGUCCCCCAGGAGGGCCACCAGGACGUGGAGGUCAAGCCGGCAGACAGGCACAACCUGCUGCGCCCGGAGACGGUGGAGAGCCUGUUCUACCUGCACCGCUGCACGGGGGACAGCAAGUACCAGGACUGGGGCUGGGAGAUCCUGCAAAGCUUUAACACCUACACACGGGUCCCCACAGGCGGCUACUCCUCUAUCAACAAUGUCCAGGAUCCCCAGAAUCCAGGCCCGAGGGACAAGAUGGAGAGCUUCUUUUUGGGGGAAACGCUGAAGUACCUGUACCUGCUCUUCUCUGAUGACGCAGACCUGCUCAGCGUGGACGCCUAUGUGUUCAAUACGGAGGCCCACCCCCUGCCCAUCUGGACUCCCUCCUAGGGUUUGGGGACCCGGGCAGGAGCAGUGGACAGAGGCUGACCAGGGCGUGGGCAUCCUUGAUCUUAGCCGUGGGUCUCCUACUGGUCAUUGGUGCCUGUCGAGCUCCAGGUUGCACUGGGACAGAGCCCGGUGGGCAGCCAGCCGGACGCCUCAGGGCCAGGCGCCAGCCUCAGGGCAGCAGCUCUGGACUGUUCCCCACCUGACUCCUAGUCAGGAGCCACCAGGACCACGUCAGAAUAAACCGUGGCAGGUGUGUGAUCCACGUGGCCCAGCCCACCGCAACCUCCUCUUCCUUCCUCAAGACUAAUCAUGACUUGUGAUUCCAGGGCUGGAACCUCCUGUCUGUGCUGGGUCUGGGCUGCUAGGUGUCCUGUUCAGAGAGGAGCUGAGCGCCCGGCCCAGGACAUGGCUGGGCUCAGGCUCAGCCAGCCUGUGAGCGUCCUGGGCCCAGGGGGCUUGUGGUGGUGGCGGCUGUGCCCCAUGGGGACAUCGGGCUCAGGGCCGGCUCUCGUGUUUACACGUUGGACUCAGGGAUUCCAGCCGCCCUGCAGGGGCUCAGAGGGCCGGGUGACACGUUCAUCCUGCUUUCAGCCGCCCGGUGGAGUGGGGCUUUUAAAAUUAGGAUAAACAUGGAUUUGCUCUCA